AUGGCAGACCCCAACUCCAUCACCGUCACGUACGAAGACCGCACCGCCAUCAUAACGAUCAAUCGCGCCGACAAGCUCAAUGCCCUGAAUCACGACCUAUAUUACCUCCUUGGCGAGCGGUUCCGCGAGGUUGAACAGAGAGAUGAUAUCUACAUCACCGUCCUCACAGGAACCGGACGGUUUUUCUCCGCUGGAGCAGAUAUCAAUGCGACAGGACCGACUCGAGACAAAGACGCCGCCGACCAGCGCCGCAAACUGAUCAGCUUCCUCUCUGUGAAUAACUUGGACCUCACGCGUACCAUUUACAACCACCCCAAGAUCCUAGUCGUCGCGCUCAAUGGCCCCGUCGUCGGCCUGAGCGCUGCCAUCAUCGCUUUUGCCGACUUCAUCUACGCUACACCGCAUACUUUCCUCCUCACCCCCUUCUCCUCGCUGGGCCUGGUGGCCGAAGGCGGCGCAUCGCGCGCCUUUGUUGAGCGCCUGGGAAUUUCCAAGGCCAACGAGGCCCUGAUAAUGAGCAAGCGCAUCUCCAUCGACGAGCUCACCUCGACCGGCUUCGUGAACAAGGUCAUCUCCGCCCCGUCCGGAAAGCAGGAUGAUUCCACGGGGUUUUUGCAGGCUGUGUUGGCCGAGGUCGACGAUCGGUUGGGCCUGCACCUCAACCAAUCGAGUCUUCUCAAGAUUAAAGAGUUGAUUCGUCGUCCCGAGCGUGAGAGUUUGGAUAAGCAGAAUGUUGCUGAGUUUUACGGGGCGAUUGAGAGAUUCAAUGCUGGAGUUCCGCAAGAGGAGUUUAGGAAGCUUGCAUCUGGAGAGAAGAAGCAUAAGCUAUAA
Talaromyces rugulosus is the source of this 831-nucleotide messenger RNA. RefSeq lists its product as uncharacterized. Gene Ontology annotation, biological process: fatty acid beta-oxidation. NCBI's taxonomy places the organism in Eukaryota, Fungi, Ascomycota, Eurotiomycetes, Eurotiales, Trichocomaceae. The record is from RefSeq and is a predicted model, not a curated record. The transcript is spliced from 2 exons. The coding region runs from base 1 to 831 and encodes 276 amino acids. Gene Ontology annotation, cellular component: peroxisomal matrix.